AUGGUUUUGAGAAGAAUUCUCGCAAGUACAGUGACGAAAUUUGCCUUCAGGGCAAAUGCUGUGAGACGUCUGUCUUAUUAUCCAAUUGACGAAAAUCUCUAUGGAACAACUAGUGAACAGCAACAGCUGAGACAGGCAGCUUUUAGUUUCUUGCAGAAGGAAUUGGCUCCACACGCGCAGGAAAUCGAUAGACAGGACAACUUCAAAGAUUUGAGAGCGUUCUGGAAGAAAAUUGGAUCCCUCGGAUUCUUAGGAAUACUGGCUCCAACGGAUUAUGGAGGCAGUGCGGGAUCUUACCUGGAUCAGAUAAUCGUUAUGGAGGAAUUCUUCAGGGCUAGUGGAUCAUUGGGCCUGUCUUAUGGGGCUCAUGUGAGUCUCUGUCUCAACCAACUAAAGAGGUUCGGCACUGAAGAGCAGAAGGAGAAAUACCUUCCCAAGCUGUGCAGUGGAGAGCACAUGGGCGCCCUCGCGAUGAGUGAACCCAAUUCCGGCAGCGAUGUUGUCUCCAUGAGCACUUGGGCUGAGAAGAAGGGAGAUUAUUACAUCCUCAACGGCAGCAAGUUCUGGAUCACCAACGGUCCUGAUGCUGACACCUUAAUUGUUUAUGCCAAGACUAACUUAAGUGGUCCUGCGAAGCAUUGCAUCACUGCGUUUAUCGUGGAGAAGGAUUUACCAGGCUUCAGGACUGGUCGGAAGUUGGACAAGCUGGGAAUGAGAGGAAGCAAUACUGGAGAAUUGAUCUUCGAGGACUGCAAAGUUCCAGCAAAGAAUAUCCUUGGAGAAGAAGGACAAGGUGUUUAUGUUCUGAUGACAGGAUUGGAUUAUGAACGCCUCCUUUUCGCUGCUGGACCAUUAGGAAUCAUGCAGGCAGCUUGUGACGUUGCUUUUGAUUAUGCUCACCAGCGCAGAGCUUUCGGCCAAAGGAUCGCGGAAUUUCAACUCAUUCAGGCAAAGAUGGCCGAUAUGUACACCGCUUUGGUAUCUUCCAGAUGCUAUCUUUACAAUAUUGCUCGUGCUGUAGACAAAGGAGUCGUCAGUGCUAAGGAUUGCGCAGCUGUUUUGCUUUUUGGUGGUGAGAAUGCAAUUAAAGUGGCGCUUGACUGUGUCCAGAUCUUGGGUGGGAAUGGAUACAUUAAUGAUUACCCAGCCGGAAGACUUCUCAGGGACGCUAAAGUGGGUCAGAUUGGAGGAGGAACGUCAGAGAUUCGCCGUUUGGUGAUUGGAAGGAGUCUCAAUAAGGAAUACAAGUGA
Messenger RNA from Phlebotomus argentipes, 1251 nucleotides. RefSeq names its product isovaleryl-CoA dehydrogenase, mitochondrial-like. Bases 1 to 1251 code for a protein of 416 amino acids. Gene Ontology annotation, molecular function: flavin adenine dinucleotide binding; 3-methylbutanoyl-CoA dehydrogenase activity. NCBI's taxonomy places the organism in Eukaryota, Metazoa, Arthropoda, Insecta, Diptera, Psychodidae. Gene Ontology annotation, cellular component: mitochondrion. Gene Ontology annotation, biological process: L-leucine catabolic process. The transcript has 3 exons. The record is from RefSeq and is a predicted model, not a curated record.